AUGGAUCGAGUGCAGGCUUUCGGCAAGACUUUUAGCGCGAGCUUCACGCCCUUUGCGCAGCGCACCCAGCAGCUGAUCAAGGAGCAACUGGGUCAGGUCGAGGACAAGACCCAACUGCCCGAUGAGUACAUUGAGCUCGAGAAGCGCGUGGAUGCGCUCAAGCUGGUUCACCAGAAGCUGCUCCAGGUGACCUCGCAAUACUCUAAUGAGGCCUACGAUUACCCACCCAACAUCCGCGAGUCUUUCAACGACUUGGGUCGCACCAUCAACGAAAAGGUCAACCUUCUUGCGCAGGCCAGCUCUCCUGCCGAGGCUCAGGCCGCUCUCACUGCGCCCCCAAGCGCCAAACCCCAGCCAAAAACCUUCAAUCACGCGAUCGCGCGCGCUUCGCUCGCCGGCUCGCAGACCUUGGCGCAGAGCAGCCAUGGCGAAGAUCCUCUUGCGACUGCUCUGGAGAAAUAUGCUCUUGCCGAGGAGCGAGUCGGCGAGGCGCGUUUGGCGCAGGAUGCGCAGAUCCAAUCGCGCUUCUUGGCUGGAUGGAACACGACGCUGAACACCAACCUGAUGUUCGCAGCCAAGGCCCGCAAGAGUGUCGAGAAUGCUCGCCUCACGCUGGAUUCUAUCAAAGCCAGUAAAAAGGCCGCCGCCCACGGUGACCUGGACAACUUGAGCGAAGAUGCCCGUCAGGAGAUUGAGCAAGCCGAGGACGAGUUUGUUGCCCAGACUGAGGAGGCUGUGAGCGUGAUGAAGAAUGUCCUUGAUACCCCGGAACCUCUGCGCAACCUUGCCGAUCUGAUCGCCGCUCAGCUCGAGUUCCACAAGAAGGCAUACGAGAUCUUGAGCGAACUCGCUCCGUCUGUCGAUGCGCUUCAAGUUGAACAGGAGGCCAAUUACCGCAAGAGCCGCGAAGGCGCGUAA
Messenger RNA from Penicillium oxalicum, 918 nucleotides. RefSeq names its product BAR domain-containing protein. The record is from RefSeq and is a predicted model, not a curated record. Gene Ontology annotation, molecular function: protein binding. The transcript is spliced from 5 exons. Bases 1 to 918 code for a protein of 305 amino acids. Gene Ontology annotation, cellular component: cytoplasm. NCBI's taxonomy places the organism in Eukaryota, Fungi, Ascomycota, Eurotiomycetes, Eurotiales, Aspergillaceae.